Kwoniella shivajii is the source of this 1752-nucleotide messenger RNA. RefSeq names its product signal recognition particle protein SRP54. Gene Ontology annotation, biological process: SRP-dependent cotranslational protein targeting to membrane; SRP-dependent cotranslational protein targeting to membrane, translocation. The transcript is spliced from 11 exons. Gene Ontology annotation, molecular function: GTPase activity; GTP binding; ATP hydrolysis activity. The record is from RefSeq and is a predicted model, not a curated record. The coding region runs from base 1 to 1752 and encodes 583 amino acids. Lineage: Eukaryota; Fungi; Basidiomycota; Tremellomycetes; Tremellales; Cryptococcaceae. Gene Ontology annotation, cellular component: signal recognition particle, endoplasmic reticulum targeting; cytosol.
AUGGUCUUAGCAGAUUUAGGAGCAAGGCUGCAUGGUGCCUUGAAUCAACUAUCAAGAGCUUCUGUGGUGGAUGAUCGAGUAAUCGAUGCUUUACUCAAAGAACUAUGUGCGGCCUUACUAGAGGCAGAUGUCAAUGUGAAGCUGGUAUCGCAACUGCGGACGAAAGUGAAAGCUAAAGUAAAGAAGAGUUUGGAGGAAGCUGAGAAAGCAGGUGGAAGAGAAGCAAAUAAGAAGAAUGUGGUUCAAAAGGCAGUAUUUGACGAAUUAGUAGCCUUGGUGGAUCCUGGUGUGGAACCUUAUAAACCUGUAAAAGGAAAAACAAAUGUUUUGAUGGCUGUUGGUAUACAGGGUGCGGGAAAGACUACGACAUGUACGAAAUUGGCCGUACAUUACGCUAGAAGAGGAAUGAAGACAGGUCUUGUAUGUGCAGAUACCUUCAGAGCUGGUGCUUUUGAUCAACUGAAACAAAAUGCUACAAAAGCCAAAAUUCCCUUCUAUGGUAGUUAUACAGAAACAGAUCCCGUUGCUAUAGCUUCUUUAGGUGUGGAGAAGUUCAGAAAAGAACGAUUCGACGUUAUCAUUGUCGAUACCUCGGGUCGACAUAAGCAAGAAUCAGAAUUAUUUGAAGAGAUGGUAGCUAUUUCAGAAGCUGUAAAACCGGAUAUGACCAUCAUGGUUUUGGACGCUUCAAUAGGUCAAGCUGCAGAAGGACAAAGUAGAGCAUUUAAAGACAGUGCAGAUUUCGGUGCUAUCAUAGUGACGAAACUAGAUGGUCACGCUAAAGGUGGUGGUGCCAUUUCUGCUGUUGCGGUAACAAAAACUCCUAUAAUAUUCCUUGGUACUGGAGAGCAUUUACAUGAUCUGGAAAAAUUUGCACCGCAACCUUUUGUUUCUAAAUUAUUGGGUAUGGGAGAUGUACAAGGAUUAGUAGAGCAUAUGCAAGACAUGGCAAGAGCCAAUCCAGAUAGACAAAAGGACUUAGCUAAGAAGUUAGAACAAGGUAAAUUCACAAUCAGAGAUUGGAAAGAUCAAUUAUCGAAUAUAAUGUCAAUGGGAUCAUUAUCAAAAAUCGCUUCAAUGAUACCUGGUAUGCCAGCUGGAAUGAUGGAUGGCGGUGAAGAAGAAGCUGGUGCGAAAUUGAAGAGAAUGAUUUACAUAACGGAUGCUAUGAGAACCGAUGAAUUGGAUUCCGAUGGUUUGAUCUUUGUGAGCUUCGAUAAAGCUGGUAAUCCUAUAGGCCUCAAUCGGCGAGCGAAGCGUGUGGCUAGAGGAAGUGGAACAAGUGUGAGAGAAGUCGAGGAGUUAUUGGCCCAAGCUAGGAUGAUGGCCGGCAUGGCUAAACAAGCGGGCGGCGCAAAUGGAUGGAUGUCAGCUAUGCAGAAAAUGCAAGCUGCCGCAGGAGGUAAACCUCUAGGACCCAACGGUCAGCCUAGUCCUGCGCAAAUCGAAGCCAUGAGAAAAGCAAUGCCUCCAGAGCUCAUGAAAAAGAUCCGUGCUGCUGGACCUCAAGGUGCUCAGAAGAUGAUGCAAGAUAUGAUGGGAGGCAUUGGCGGUGCAGGAGGACCCGGAGGAAUGGACAUGGGCUCAAUGAUGCGGAGCAUGAUGGGCGGAGGAGGCGGAGGUGGGGGCGGAAUGCCUGAUAUGAGUCAGAUGGGCGAAAUGAUGAAGAGUAUGGGAAUGGGCGGUGGAGGUGGCGGUGGCGGUGGAAUGCCAGAUAUGAGUCAACUUAUGAAGAUGAUGGGACGAGGUUAA